This is a messenger RNA of Drosophila persimilis, 1470 nucleotides long. RefSeq lists its product as uncharacterized. Gene Ontology annotation, biological process: positive regulation of cytokinesis. The record is from RefSeq and is a predicted model, not a curated record. Lineage: Eukaryota; Metazoa; Arthropoda; Insecta; Diptera; Drosophilidae. Bases 1 to 1470 code for a protein of 489 amino acids. Gene Ontology annotation, cellular component: spindle pole; microtubule; centrosome. The transcript is spliced from 6 exons.
AUGACGACCAGCGAUGAGAUGGGCAUGGGGGGCAACUUCUGCCACGACCACAUCCAACAUCCCCUGAUGUGGUGUGACGAGAAGAAGCGUCUCGUGGAGCGCAAAAAUGCGGAGGAGAGUCUACGCAUGUGGCGGCGGAGAAAGGCGGAGGAGUGUGCCCGCAAGGAAAAGGACAAACAGGAGUACUACGACCUCUUCCUACAGCAUUGCCCUUGGGGUCGACCGGGAGGGGGAGCUCCUAAUAUAGAAGUACGCCGCAAGGAUAUCACAGCCGUUGGUCUUCAUUCCACACCAACCGUGGCCACUGCCCACCGGAUGAACUCCCUGCAGCCGUGUCGCUACAACGACUACUUUUCCGUGCAGAAAAAGUGCCAGAACAAUCCGCUGGCUGCCUAUCACCAUCAUCAUCAUCACCAUCCGCCGCCGCCUCCGCCAGGGGGUCGUUUGGGCCAUGCCCAUUCCGUACACCAUCUACAGGAGAGCGGACCCCGGAGCAGCACCGUGACAAUCUGUGAGAGGGAAAUCCCCCACAAGCACGGCGCAGGAGUGGGCGUUGGCCUGGCCAAGAAUGCCAAUGGACACGUGGAUAUCGAGCUGCGGUACAAGCCCUCGCCGCCCUGCAAGGGUAAGCCGCUGCUCGAGAAGAUCGUCGUCAGCGAGAGCGACCAGCGGUGUCCGCUCCAGGAGAAGCUUGCCUCGCAGAAGAAGCGCCUGCAGGCGAAGCUGGAAAAGCCGCCCUGCAAGGAUCCGUGGGGCAAGCCAGGGCCUGGGGGCAAGCCCUGGCGCAGUCCCAAGGAAGUGGGAAAUACAUUCAUGAAAUCGUUGGGCUGGACAAACAAGGAAAUGCUCAAGGAACUUGAUCAGGACAAUCCUGUGACUCCGGCGGAGAAAAACACAUUCCGCAAAUCGAGACCCAACAAACCGCCGAAGCCGCAGCGGUGCUGCGAGCACUGCACCUGCACCUGCCCCGCCAUGAACAGCCCGCUGAAGCCGCCGCCGCCGCCGUGUAAGAGGGCGCUACCGCCUGCCCCACCAAAGAUGGUGCACCACCUGAAGCCGGAGGACUGCAAACCCAUCAGGCUGUGUCCACGCAUGGCCCGCGGUGACACCAGCACAGCCACGCCCAAUGUCAGCGCCACCAAUGGGGGCAACGAUUGCAACGGCGAGGGCGGGGGCGUGGAGCUGGUGCCGCUUCUGGCGCGCAGACGGGGCAUGCACCGGCCGAUAAGCCUGUCCAGCACGGAUGUGACCAAGAGGACGCCCUCGCAUGAUAGGUACGCAUCCAAGCACAAGCCCAAGAACAGUCAACCGACCCAGAUCAAGUGCAUCAACAGCAUCAUCAAGAACAUCGGCCACAUGAAGCGGCUGCCCAAGAAUCUGAGCUGCAAGCUGCAAUGUUGCAGCUGCGAUUGCCCCACAGCCACGGCCACGGGCUGCUGCCUCAAGCGGCUCACAUUGCACAUUCGUUAG